AUGGAUCCAGAGAACCUCCAGUUCUUCUCGACAGCUCGCUAUGACCCUGAGCUAAGAAACGUGCCCAGUCUCGGACUUGGCCACGCUGCUUGGAACUUUCGCAAUAGCUCCCCGUUCUACCUCCUCGACUAUCAUCGGGACCGCAUCCUCGAUGCAGCCAGGCAUUGGGACUGGGAACGAGCUAUAGCACAGCUCGAGGGCCAGCAGGGACUGGACAGGCUGUCGCGGGGUCUCGAGGAUCUCGUCGGGUCCGAGAAACACCCAUUGCGCCUGCGCAUAGUCAUUGAUCGUGAGGGAGUCUUGGGGCUGGAGAAAUUUGAGUUCCCACAAAUGCCCAUCACAGGGCUAUUCCCUCGCCGAUUGCCCAAGCCAGACGGCUCUCCUCUAGCAGAUGAACCCCCAAAGUCGUCACCCUAUAUGCUGUUGCUGGAUACUGGGGACACAUCAAGUUCACAGUACACCCACUUCAAGACCACGAACAGGGCAAUGUACAAUGUGGCCCGUGACAGGGCUGGCAUAUCACCCAAGAACCGCAAGGAAGUCCUUACGGUCGAGGAUGGCUUCGUGGUCGAGGGUAGCACCACGACUCCCUACUUCUGGAGAGGCAACAGGUGGGUCACUCCGCCUGUCUCGAGCGUCCGUGGCGGGCAGGAUGGCGUGAGUCGGCGAUGGGCUUUGGAAAACAACUUGGCUGUCGAGGAAACGGUGCCCGUCAACACAUUGGCGGAUGGAGAAGAAUGCUGGAUCAGCAAUGGCGCCAGAGGGUUCACGUUUGCGCUUCUCCGCCUUGAAAGACCGUGA
Messenger RNA from Emericellopsis cladophorae, 801 nucleotides. RefSeq lists its product as uncharacterized. Gene Ontology annotation, molecular function: catalytic activity. Lineage: Eukaryota; Fungi; Ascomycota; Sordariomycetes; Hypocreales; Bionectriaceae. The transcript is spliced from 2 exons. The coding region runs from base 1 to 801 and encodes 266 amino acids. The record is from RefSeq and is a predicted model, not a curated record.